Hansenula ciferrii is the source of this 2133-nucleotide messenger RNA. Its product is annotated as NADH dehydrogenase. NCBI's taxonomy places the organism in Eukaryota, Fungi, Ascomycota, Saccharomycetes, Phaffomycetales, Wickerhamomycetaceae. The transcript has a single exon. Gene Ontology annotation, molecular function: calcium ion binding; NADH dehydrogenase activity. The record is from RefSeq and is a predicted model, not a curated record. Bases 1 to 2133 code for a protein of 710 amino acids.
AUGUUAUUCACAAGAAGUUCAAUCCAAAGAGGGAAACUUCUAGGUAGUACAUUACUCAACAACACUAAAGUUCAAUCUUCAUUCAUUCCAAAAAGAACUUUAGUUCAAGUUAAACCAAAUACCAAAUUCUUGAAUAAUAAACAACAUUCAUUAUUCACUUCAAACAAACUUUUAAAAGAAUCAAGAUUUAUUUCAACAACAAACCAACUAAAAUAUUCACAAUUAGAAUUUCCGAAGACAAUUCCAAAAGCUAAAACUUUUAUGAAUGAUACAGCCAUAGGAAAAUGUUUUAAAUUUUCAAUUAUUGCCAUUGGUUUAGGUACAAGUACUAUUGCAGUUUUAAUUUUGGGUUUCUUCGUUUAUGAUGCAACAACUUAUCAUCCGGAAGAAUUACCUGAUAAUAUUAAAAUUAAUCAAUUGGCAUUGAACCCAGAAAAAGGAGGUCCAGAAAAUUUACCAGUUUUAAAAUAUAAUUUAGAUGAUUAUGAUUCUCCAGAUAAGGAACAUUUACGUUUUAGACCAAAAUUAGUUGUUUUAGGUUCAGGUUGGGGUUCUGUUGCAGUUUUGAAAAGUUUAAACCAUAGUGAUUAUGAUGUUACUGUUAUUUCUCCAACUAAUUACUUCUUAUUCACUCCGUUAUUACCAUCAGCUGCUACAGGUACUUUAGAAGUUAAAACUUUGAUUGAAAGUAUUAGAAAAAUUGUUAAUAAAUUAGAUGGUCAUUAUUUAGAAGCUUAUGCCGAUAAAGUUGAAUUUAGUGAAAAAUUAGUUAAAGUUCAUCAAUUUGAUAAAUUAAGUGGUGAAAAACAAGAAUUUUAUGUCCCAUAUGAUAAAUUAGUUGUUGCUGUUGGUUCAAACUCAAACACUCAUGGUGUUGAAGGUUUAGAACAUUGUAAUCAAUUAAAGACCGCUGAAGAUGCUGUUGAAAUCAAGAAAAAAAUCACUUAUUUGUUAGAAAAAGCUUGUUUACCAACUACUACUGAUGAAGAACGUAAAAGAUUAUUAAGUUUUGUUGUUUGUGGUGGUGGUCCAACUGGUGUUGAAUUUGCAGCUGAAAUUUAUGAUUUAUUGAAUGAAGAUUUACCAAAAUCUUAUCCAAAUAUUUUAAGACAAGAAUUAAGUGUUCACGUUAUUCAAUCAAGAUCCAAUAUUUUAAAUACUUAUGAUGAAAAAAUUUCCGAAUAUGCCGCUGAAAGAUUCAGAAAAGAAACAAUUGAUAUUUUAACAAACUCAAGAGUUGUUAAGGUUUUACCAGAUGAAGUUGUUUUCAAUCAAGUUAAUGAUGAAGGUAAACCGGAAUUAAAGAGUGUUCCAUUUGGUUUAUGUUUAUGGUCAACUGGUGUUGCUCAAAAUCCUUUAGCUAAAGAAAUUGUCAGUGCAUUAUCAUCAUCACAAAGAAACAAGAGAGCUAUUGAAACUGAUUCUCAUUUAAGAGUUUACGGUGCGCCAUUAGGUGAUGUUUAUGCCAUUGGUGAUUGUUCUACAGUUAGAACUGAUUUAGCUGAUCAUACUGUUGAAUACGUUCGUAAAUAUAUUGUUGAUAAACAUUUAAAACAUAUUUCAUCAAAUGAAAUUAUUACUGAUGAAGAUAUUAAACAUUUGAAAUUAAGUUAUUCAGAAAUUUUUGAAUUAGGUACAGAAAUUUCAAAGAGACAUCCACAAGCUUCAGAAGCUUUAAAUUUCCUUAAUGAAUUGGUUCCAAGAUAUGAUCAAAACCAAAGUGGUCACUUAUCUUUUGACCAAAUUUCUGAUUUAUUGAAAGAUAUUGAUUCAAGAAUUACUUCUUUACCAGCUACUGCUCAAAGAGCCCAUCAACAAGGUAAAUAUGUUGGUAAAAAAUUAUCAAAAUUAGCUAAAUCUUCAGUCUCUUUAACCGUUAAUGAUAUUUUAGAUGGUGAUAUUGAUGAUGCUAUUUCAAAACCUUUCCAAUAUAAACAUUUAGGUUCAUUAGCUUAUAUUGGUAAUUCUGCUGUUUUUGAUUUACCAGGUUAUUCAUUCGUUGGUGGUUUGGUUGCUAUGUACUUAUGGAGAGGUACAUACUUUGCCCAAUCUGUCAGUUUAAGAACAAGAGUCUUGUUAUUCUUGGAUUGGUUGAAGAGAGGUUUGUUUGGUAGAGAUAUUUUAAGUGUAUGA